Drosophila ficusphila is the source of this 1440-nucleotide messenger RNA. It is a transcript of the gene Oat, whose product is annotated as ornithine aminotransferase, mitochondrial. Gene Ontology annotation, cellular component: cytoplasm. NCBI's taxonomy places the organism in Eukaryota, Metazoa, Arthropoda, Insecta, Diptera, Drosophilidae. Bases 76 to 1371 code for a protein of 431 amino acids. Gene Ontology annotation, molecular function: L-ornithine transaminase activity; pyridoxal phosphate binding; identical protein binding. The record is from RefSeq and is a predicted model, not a curated record. The transcript has 3 exons.
CAGACUUUCAGUGAGCAUCGCAAGCGAUCCGCGAGUGGAAGUGCCAUUAACCCAUCGAUCUUGAAAAUUGUUAUUAUGUUCUCCAAACUCGCAACACGCGGCAUCGCCACCCGCAUGAGCUACUUGGCCCAGAAGACAUCCGCCCAGGAAUCCACCGCAGCUUCCGGAUCUCUUUCCGAAGCCGUCUACGCCCGGGAAAACAAGUACGGCGCCCACAACUACCACCCACUGCCAGUGGCCUUGUCCAAGGGCGAGGGGGUGUUCGUCUGGGACGUGGAGGGAAAGCGCUACUUCGACUACUUGAGUGCCUACUCGGCGGUCAACCAGGGACACUGCCACCCGAAGAUCGUCAAGGCCCUCACCGAACAGGCCUCCAAACUGGCCUUGACAUCGCGAGCCUUCUAUUCGGAUGUCCUGGGCGAGUACGAGGAGUACGUGACGAAGCUGUUCGGCUUCGACAAGGUGCUGCCCAUGAACACGGGAGUCGAGGGAGGAGAGACCGCCUGCAAGUUGGCCCGCAAGUGGGGAUACCUGGAAAAGAAGAUACCGGCCAACCAGGCCAAGAUCAUCUUCGCUCGCAACAAUUUCUGGGGCCGCACCCUGUCCGCAGUGUCCGCCUCCAACGAUCCGAGCAGCUACGAGGGAUUCGGACCCUUCAUGCCGGGAUUCGAGCUGAUCGAGUACGACAAUGUGACUGCGCUGGAGGAGGCCCUCAAGGACCCCAAUGUGUGCGCCUUCAUGGUGGAGCCCAUCCAGGGGGAAGCUGGCGUGGUGGUGCCCAGUGAGGGCUAUCUGCAGAAGGUUAGGGAGCUCUGCACCAAGCACAAUGUGCUCUGGAUCGCCGACGAAGUGCAGACGGGACUGGCCAGAACCGGAAAGCUGCUGGCCGUGAACUACGAACAGGUUCAGCCGGACAUUCUGAUCCUGGGCAAAGCACUCUCCGGCGGCUUGUAUCCCGUGUCCGCGGUCCUCUGCAACGACCAGGUGAUGCUGUGCAUCAAGCCAGGAGAGCACGGAUCCACCUACGGAGGCAAUCCCCUGGGAUGCCGGGUGGCCAUGGCCGCCUUGGAGGUACUGCAGGAGGAAAAGCUGGCCGACAAUGCCUUCAAAAUGGGCAAUCUCCUGCGCAGCGAGCUGUCCAAGCUUCCCAAGGAUGUGGUCUCAGUGGUGCGGGGAAAGGGGCUGCUCAACGCCAUCGUUAUUAACAAGAAAUACGAUGCCUGGCAGGUGUGCCUGAAGCUCAAGGAGAACGGUCUUUUGGCCAAGCCCACCCACGGGGAUAUUAUUCGGUUUGCUCCUCCACUUGUCAUCAACGAGGCACAAAUGCUGGAGAGCAUCGACAUUAUCAAGAAGACCAUUCUGUCAAUGUAGAUUGUGCAUUUAAGGAGUUUAAUGUUAAGUUUUUAUCAAAAGUCUGAAAUAAAUUACAACUCAAAUGUU